AUGUUGGUUGAUGAAUCAGAGGAGGAUGAAACUGUAGCUGAUGCUGAUGAUGAAGGAGGUCAUGUUCGUUUAUCUCCUGAACCUGAAAAAUUGUUGAAAUCUCUUAAUGAAUACAAUGUUGAAGCUGAGAAAGCAACUGGUGAAGAAGGUGACAAUGUAGAGAACAGUUCAUCAAGCUCAUCUGAAUCAGAGAUUGAUGAAACUGAACAUUUGAAAAGAAUUAGAGCUGAAGUAGAAAAAGAAAAACAGUUAAAGAGAAAAAGGAGAGAGGAAAAAGAUGAUGAUUUAUACAUUACAUCUCCAGAUCAUGUUCAAACAGAAGUUCAAACACCACCAUCAUCUGGUGGUAGGAAGAAGGUGAAGAAGGUGGAAAAGAAAGUAGAAAAAGUGUUAGUUGAAAAUAAAAAAUUGGUAGAUAGUGAAAAGAAACUUGAAAAGCGUGUCAAGGCAGUAGAAGCUGAAAACUCGUCAUUGUUGAAAAGAGUUGAAGCUGAUCAGACUGACAUUGAUAUUCUCAAAGUACGUAUUGCUGAGUUAGAAGAGGAAAAGGCUCGGAGAGAUGAGCAAAAUGAGUAUUUCAAACUAAAGAACAAAGAGUUAGAGGCUGCCAAUGCAAAGAAAGAGCACGAGAUGUUUAUGGUGAACAAAGUGUUAGAAAAUUUGAUUGGGAAGUCUGUUGAACAAACGUUUGAAGAAAUUCAGGUUGAAGAGGUGAGAGCUCGUCGUCAAGCUGCGAUUGAAGCUGAGAUGAAGAAUAAGGGUAAAGGUGUUGAAGGUGUUUCUGAAGUUACUGAGAGGGCAAUCGUUCCAUCAACUAUACUUGAGUCACCUAUUCAAAAUCCUCGUCCUAUUUCUGCAGUUUCUGGUAUAUUUGAAGAAGAUGUAGAUGUUGAUGAUGUUGUAAAUGUAGAUGAAGAAGAGGAUGAUGAUGAAAGUAAGAAAGAUGAUGCAGACGAUGUGUUUUCUGCAAGUAGUGAUGAUGAUGAUGAUGAUGAUGAUGAUGAUGGGAAUGACGAUGAUCAAGGUACCUCAGGCAUUAAAGUUACUGAAGCUUCGAAUGAAGAGAAUGUUGAUGAUUAUCUUCAUGACGAUGCAAAUGAGGAGCCUGAGAAUGCAGGAAGUGAGGGGGAGCAUGUUGAUGAUCAGAAUGUUGAUGAAAGUGAAAAUUUAAUUCUGCGUCUUGAACUAGAUGUAGAAGAAGGUGAAAUCAGGCAUACUUAUACUCUGGAUGAUAUCAUCAAGAUGACACACAUUGAUGAAAGUACUUUCAAGUUUGAUUUCGAAGAAGAGCUAAAUCAGUUCGACAUCAAUCAGCAGCCCGAUUAUCAGUAUAAAUAUGUUGAAGAGGCUGACAAUUAUGAUAGGGUUGAAGUCGAAGAUUGUAGUGAUGAAGAAAAUGUGAAUGUUGAUACUUCUGACUUUCCAACGCUUGUUGAAUUUUUCAGUCAAGCAAACAUAGAUGAGUUAAGAAGGAGAGUUGAAGAAUGUUUAGAGGAUAAAAACUUUGACGGAACGUUGAAAGAUGAACAGCGGGAAGAGAGGAAGAAACGGUUCCGAAAAGACAUUGAAAGAAAGUUUAAAAGGCCACUGAAGUUUUAUAAGAGAGUCAGAGCUGUUUCACUGGGUGACAUUAUCAGUUGGGGCUUUCUGCCACAGGUUAAUGCGUAUGUUAUCCGUCGAGAGUAUGGAGUUCAGUAUUUUGCAUACAUUCAGGAUAUCAUGUCUUUAACCUGGUGGGAUGUUGAAGAACUUUCAAAAGUUAGAACGUUGAAUUAUCCUAUUAGAAAGCAUGAUGUGCCUGUUUGGGGUUUGAUAAAGUUUAAAGCUUACAAAGAGUUUAAACACUAG
Messenger RNA from Helianthus annuus (common sunflower), 1848 nucleotides. RefSeq names its product FK506-binding protein 5-like. Lineage: Eukaryota; Viridiplantae; Streptophyta; Magnoliopsida; Asterales; Asteraceae. The coding region runs from base 1 to 1848 and encodes 615 amino acids. The record is from RefSeq and is a predicted model, not a curated record. The transcript has 2 exons.